Molecule: messenger RNA, 1692 nt
Organism: Purpureocillium lilacinum
Lineage: Eukaryota; Fungi; Ascomycota; Sordariomycetes; Hypocreales; Ophiocordycipitaceae
Source: RefSeq, a predicted model, not a curated record
AUGGAGGCACGGUCUCUGGCCUCGCUCAACGUCCUUGCGUCGAAUCCGCCCCAGUAUCCCGAGAAGCCAGGCGAGGAAAGAAAGGACCCGCUGGUGCUAUACAUCUCCCGCGUCCCAGGAACGCGAGACAUAAUACUAUCCCCUUUCAAACCACAAAUCAAAAAUGUCACGGCCGAAGACGUCGCCUCAUCGCUGUACUACGUCCAUCUGGAGUUGCCCGGCCAGGACCUGCAGACGGAGGCCGCCCCGCGCUCCAGCGAAGACGCCACGUCCGUGCAGGCGAUUCCCCGGAAGCCUGUUUCGGACGCGGCUCGGCCUCUGACGCCGGACAGUCUGCAUAAUGAAAGCAAUCUGCAGCCACCGUCGCAGCCGCCUGCUCAGUUCCCAGCCAGGCAGCGCGGCAGCUCUCUCGGCGCACGCGACGAAUCACUCCCUCCGGCACCGCCCCCUGCUCAGAACGGCAUGCUGCCUCCGCCGCGUCUCCAGACAUCGAUGCCGGCACGCAAACCCGUCGGCCCUCGGCCCAUGACUGAGGUGACCCCGCCGACGCCGCUCACACCCGACGUCGACCGUUCGCCCGUGCCACCGAGUGGUCCGGCUCUGCAGGAACGGCCCGCUGCAAUCGACCAAUUCAAGGACCAUGCCACGGCGCAAGAGCCACGCCGCUCGCCGUCGCCGGAGAAACACAGCCGGCGGGGCUCCUUGGCAGGGUCGCCCUUCACCUUGACGCUCAUCCGUCGCGAUCCGAGCUCCGGCAGCCAGUGGAAUGUCGGGCGCGUCUCGUCACGGCAGCUCGAGCCCCCAGAGGCCGAUGCCGAGCAGUCGGGCAUCCAGCCCUUCUCCGUACCACCCGUCGCGCCCGCAGCCUCGAGCCCGCCAAUUAACAUCGAGAUUGAGACAUCUGGGUAUGCCAAGUUCCGCCGUGCCGCGCCACGGAGGAGCGGCGAAAUGAGUCUCGAGGCCGUCAUGGCGGCAGUUGCGGAGGAUCACGCACCUCGGAACGAAAUUGGCGUGUUUUCGAGACAGGUCGUCAUGGGAUACUCGAAGAGUUGGACAUCCAACGUGAAGGAGAAGCUCCGGCGCAUGGAGCAGGUUGGCAGGGCCAGGAUGAACCGCGACCGCAGCGAUAGUACCGUCUCGGUCGACUCGGCCAUGUCCAGCAGCCCGCCCAACGACCUCCAAGGCAUGAAGCCCCGAGGCUACACCUUUACGAGCCCGUGGGACGGCAAGUGCGAGUUCCGAACCGGCACCACGGGACGCAGCGUCCAGUGUCGACACACCCUCUACGACGGCGAGGCCGCCAUCUACAACCCCCUUGUCGCCGACCAGGGCAGCGCCGCCCCCAAGUCGGGCAGCAAGACGGUCAGCGAGCUUCGCUUCAACCUGCCCAUGUCAGAAGUCGCCGGCGAGCAGGCACGCAACGCAAAGGACCAGUGGCGGGGCAAUUUUAGCAAGCUGCUCAAGCCUAAUGGCGAGUCGGAUCCCGACGCCGACACGUACGGCUACGGAAGUGAUGGCGCCGUGUCGCCGUUCGAGAUCAACGUCGGGAGCGAGCGUGCGGGCGGUGGCAACCGCGGCAGCCGUGCCAAGCUCGGCAAGCUGAUUGUGUACGAGGAUGGCCUGAAGAUGCUGGAUUUGGUGGUGGCGGCAAACAUUGGUGUUUGGUGGGGUGCAUGGGAACGGACGUUUUGA